Rhopalosiphum padi (bird cherry-oat aphid) is the source of this 1950-nucleotide messenger RNA. RefSeq names its product zinc finger BED domain-containing protein 4-like. The transcript is spliced from 2 exons. Gene Ontology annotation, molecular function: protein dimerization activity; DNA binding. Bases 1 to 1950 code for a protein of 649 amino acids. The record is from RefSeq and is a predicted model, not a curated record. NCBI's taxonomy places the organism in Eukaryota, Metazoa, Arthropoda, Insecta, Hemiptera, Aphididae.
AUGAAUCAAGACAGAAGAACUAGUGAUAUUUGGAAGCAUUUUUCUAAAGUUGACUCUAGUCAAGCUAAAUGUGAAAUUUGUAAAAAAAAAUAUUCGUACAAAACUAGUCUGUCAAACUUGAAAAAACAUCUCAACAAUUCUCAUUUGAUAUAUCUUUAUACUGAAAAUAAUACAUUACAGAAUGAGCCUGAUGUUGAUGUCGUCAAUCCCGUACCUUCUACAUCUUCAUGUGUACAAACAGUAAGGGACCUUAGUAUAGGAAAAGAACCGGGCAGUAGUAUUGUUAAUCAGGCAACUGGUAUACAUGAGAUGACACCAAUUUUAAAACUGAAUCCGUUGAAACGUAGGCAGUUGGCAAUUACAAACUUUACUCCUAAAAAAAUUUCUGUUGACGGCCAAAAAAAAUUAGAUAAUUCACUCAUGAAACUUUUUAUAAAAGAUCUACAACCUUUUAGUGUGGUAGAAGAUACAGGAUUUAAAGAGUUUGUGAACAUGUUAAAUCCUGGCUACAAAAUUCCCAACCGGCAUUCGAUUUCCAAAACACUUAUUCCAGCAGCUUAUGAAAAAUGUGUGAAUGAGGUUAAAGAAACAAUAUCAAAUGAAUUAGUAACAGCUUGUUUGACGACUGAUUGCUGGACAUCUAGAGAUAACAAAAGUUACAUUGCCAUAACUGUUCAUUUUAUUGACAACAAUUUUAAUUUGAAGUCUAUAUUAUUAAGUUGUCAUUCAUUCAUUGAGAACCACACAAGUGAGAAUCUUGCUGAGCAAAUUAAUAAAACAUUAAAUGCAUGGAACUUGAAAAGUAAAAUUGUAUUUUCUGUAUCUGACAACGCUUACAACAUUCAAAAUGCAUUAGCACAGUUAAAAUUUAAACAUUUUGGUUGUUUUGCCCAUACACUUAAUCUGAUUGUCCAGUCUGCAUUAAAAAAAGAAAACGAUCUCAUUGAUAAAGUCAAAAACAUUUGUACUCAUUUUCGCAAAAGUACAAAUGCAAAUAACAAAUUAAUUGCAUAUCAAAAAAAUAUAGGGAUCGAUAAUCCACUAAAAGUCUUACAAGAUGUAGCCACGAGGUGGAAUGCUACAUUCUACAUGCUAGAGCGCUUUGUACAGCUGGAGACUUCUAUACGGGGAACAAUGGGACUUUUAGAUAAUGCGCCACCUUGUUUGAAUUCUGAUGAAUGGACAGCUAUCAAGGAGUUCUGUAACAUUUUACGACCUUUUGAAGAAGCUACUAGAGCAGUGAGUGGAGAUCAAUACAUGACUGCUUCAUUAGUUAUAGUUAUUGCUCAAGGGUUGAAAAAUGUCUGCGAACAAAUGAAAAAUGAAAAUUAUUCUCUCAGAACUUUAGGUUUAGUCAAUAAUUUAUUGAAUGGUAUGAGAGACCGCCAAAGCUGGAGAAAUAUUGAAAAUAGUAAGACCUUAAAAAUAUGUACAUUCCUUGAUCCACGGUUCAAAAUCAUACCAUUCAACCACAAUGAAAACAUGAUAAAUUCAGUAAAGAGUGAUAUAGUAGAGCGUACAGCACAGAUUAUUUCGAAAUCCAGAUCAGAAUCUACAUCGAUUGAAGAUGAACCACAGACGUCUAUCCAGCCAUCUGACACAUUGACGCCUGAAGUAAAGCGAUUUUCAAUUUGGGAAUCAAUCGAUAAAUGUGUUUCCCAAAUGCAGCCUUCAACUGGAACAUCAACUUCAAGGGCUAUAGUAGAGGUGCAACGUUAUUUAGAAGAACCAGUAUUAAAAAGAAACUGUGAUCCACUAAAAUGGUGGCAAGAUCACAAGUAUAAUUACCCAUUUUUAAAUGUUUUGGCCAGGAAGACGUUAUGUUGUCUAGGAUCGUCUGUUCCAUGCGAGCGGGUAUUUUCUAAAGCAGGCCUUUUAAUAUCUGAUCGCCGUUGUUGCUUAAACUCAAAAAAAGCAGAAAUGUUGUUGUUUUUAAAUCAAAAUGCAUAA